GUGUCACCAACUCAGAAGCGUCAGUUGGAGGAGUCCAAGAGAGGGGAGGAAGCCUGGCCCUUGACGACUGUCAAAGGAUCGUGUAGCCUUACUCUCUAUUUAUAAAACCCUUAAUUUGAUCAUCUUUCUCAAAUCGAACAUACUAAUUCGACUGCUUCUCAAUUAGAUUCGGAAGAAACUGAUCAUCCUCUCUCUCUCUGUCCAAAUCGAUAACGAUGUCUCACUCUGCUGUUUCUCAGGCUGCUACUGCUGUCUCUGUUUCAGUUGGCAACGAACGUUCUCUUAGAAGAUCUGUCUUCAAGCAUAACAAUAGCAUCAGCUUCAACACCAAGUCAUCAUGGUCAUCUUCCUUAGCGUUGAACCAGAAAACAACUACUACCAUAAGAGAUGCAAGACGGUACACGAGCACAACAACGUUAUGCAUGUCGGUUCAACAAGCAAGCAGCUCCAAAGUUUCCGUCUCUCCUAUAGAGUUGGAAGACCCCAGUGAUCCUCCUUUGAACUUGUACAAACCCAAAGAUUCUUACACAGCUAAGAUCGUCUCCGUGGAGCGAGUCGUCGGUCCAAAAGCUCCAGGAGAGACUUGUCACAUCGUCAUCGAUCAUGACGGUAACCUUCCUUACUGGGAAGGACAGAGUUACGGUGUCAUCCCUCCCGGUGAGAACCCGAAGAAACCAGGAGCUCCACACAAUGUGCGUCUUUACUCCAUUGCAUCAACGAGGUAUGGAGACUUCUUUGACGGCAAAACAGCGAGUCUGUGUGUACGCAGAGCUGUUUAUUACGACCCCGAGACUGGUAAAGAAGACCCUUCAAAGAACGGAGUCUGCAGCAACUUCUUAUGCGAUUCAAAACCUGGAGACAAUAUUCAAAUCACAGGUCCAUCGGGGAAGGUAAUGCUAUUACCAGAGAACGAUCCAAACGCGACGCACAUAAUGAUAGCAACGGGAACAGGGGUGGCUCCGUACAGAGGCUACCUGCGUCGAUUGUUCAUGGAAGACGUCCCAAACUACGGAUUUAAGGGCUUAGCUUGGCUCUUCUUGGGAGUGGCUAACACUGACAGCCUUCUCUACGAUGAUGAGUUCAGCAAGUACUUGAAAGACCACCCGGAUAACUUUAGGUUCGACAAGGCGUUGAGCAGAGAAGAGAAGAACAAGAAAGGUGGGAAGAUGUACGUGCAGGACAAGAUUGAAGAGUAUAGCGAUGAGAUCUUCAAGCUUUUGGAUAACGGAGCUCAUAUUUACUUCUGUGGGCUUAAAGGAAUGAUGCCUGGGAUUCAAGAUACGCUUAAGAGAGUUGCUGAGGAGAGAGGUGAGAGCUGGGACGCCAAGCUUUCUCAGCUCAGGAAGAACAAGCAGUGGCACGUGGAAGUCUAUUAAGCUUCUUUACCUUUCUAUUUUCACUUUGUUUUUUUUUUUGGUUUUUGAUUUGAUUUUAAGCUUCUUAAUAAAAUAAUUGAAUUGAUGUGGUUUGAGAAGAAAUAUUCUUCGGAAUAUUCUCAGAGAACGAACCAUGUUAUGACAAGAGUCAUCAAGAAUAAUCUUAUCUUAGCUUUC
Messenger RNA from Raphanus sativus (radish), 1553 nucleotides. Its product is annotated as ferredoxin--NADP reductase, root isozyme 2, chloroplastic. The transcript has 4 exons. The coding region runs from base 216 to 1376 and encodes 386 amino acids. Gene Ontology annotation, molecular function: oxidoreductase activity. Lineage: Eukaryota; Viridiplantae; Streptophyta; Magnoliopsida; Brassicales; Brassicaceae. The record is from RefSeq and is a predicted model, not a curated record.